Molecule: messenger RNA, 1110 nt
Organism: Microthlaspi erraticum
Lineage: Eukaryota; Viridiplantae; Streptophyta; Magnoliopsida; Brassicales; Brassicaceae
Source: the annotation of a GenBank genome assembly
AUGGCAGCAUUUCUGGCUAGACAGAUGCUCGGAAACCGAUCGGGAAAGAUCCUCAAGACUGCAUAUUCUAGCUCCGGUACGCUUGUUGGUAGAUCUUUUUGGUCCUCCAACAUUCCCAUAACAGUAACUCUCUUACAUGGAGAUGGUAUCGGUCCAGAAAUAGCUGAAGCUGUCAAACAGGUGUUUACUGUCGCUAGUGCUCCCAUUGAAUGGGAAGAACACUAUGUUUGUACAGAAACAGAUCCUAGAACCAAUAGUUUCUUAACUUUGGAAUGCCUCGAAUCUCUGCGCUGUAACAAGUUUGGCUUGAAAGGGCCAACGGAGAUGCCAUUGCCUAGUCGAAAAGGUCGUCUUAGGAGAGAGAUACAGUUUUAUGCCAAAGUUAGGCCUUUCUUUAGUUUUCCAGGCUACAAAACCCGUUACGAUGACGUCGACCUCAUCAUCAUCCGUGAAAACACACAAGGAGAGUACAGUGGGAUUGAACAUCAGGUUGUUAAAGGUGUGGUGCAAAGUCUUGAGAUUAUUACACAUGAGGCGAGUUUGAGAAUUGCAGAGUAUGCAUUUCACUAUGCCAAGACUCAUGGGAGGAAGAAAGUUUCUGCCAUUCACAAAUCUAACAUUAUGCAGAAAACUGAUGGUCUUUUUCUCAAGUGUUGUCAAGAGGUUGCUAUUAAGUAUCCUGAGAUUAUAUAUGAGGAGGUUGUGAUUGACACUUGUUGUAUGAUGCUUGUGAAAAACCCAUCAGUUUUUGAUGUCUUGCUGAUGCCAAAUCUCUAUGGAGACAUUAUCAGUAAUCUAUGUGCCGAAUUGGUUGGUGGGCUAGGGUUAACUCCAAGUUGUAAUAUCGGAGAGGAUGGUCUUGCUCUUGCUGAAGUUGUUCAUGAUUCUGCACCUGAUAUUGCAGGAAUGAACCUGGCGAAUCCUACAGCUAUGCUUUUAAGUGGAGUUAUGUUGCUGCGCCACCUGGAGCUCAAUGAAGAAGCAGAGCAAAUCCACAAAGCCAUUACCAAAACAAUAGCAGAGGGCAAGCAUCGUACUCCUGACCUCGGAGGUACCUCAACCACGACGGAAUUCACUGAAGCCAUCUGCGAUCACCUCAUAAUCUCAUAA